AUGCUGAAUCCUGACGGUGGCGAGGAGGACAUUGACGCCUUUGAGCUGCGGAUGCGUGGACGCCGGGUACCGGACUUCGAGAAGGUCUCGCAGGAUUGCACUCUGGACUUUGAGUACCUUGGGGCAUUGGAGGGUGCACGAAAGGCGCGGCUGGAUCGUCAGGAUGAAGCGAGAUGGGACGUGCUCCAGCUGCCGCAGCAGGAGCCACCCGAGCGCAUCCGCCCCCGCUCAGUGCCAGCGAAGAAGAGCGACAGCUCCACUGCGCGCAGCGAAGCAGACGAGUUCUUCCGACCCACGCCGGCACCGCGCCCGGCGGGAGCUGCACGCAAGGGGCCGGCACCUCCAGCGAAGCGCUGGGAAGUGGUGGGUGGCUCCGACAAGGGAGGCAUCUUGGUGCGGGAAGGCCAGUCAACCACCUCCAAGCAGCUCGCAGACCGCUUGUCCACAGGUGCUCUAGUCGAGGAGCUCGACCUGCGAGGAGAGCGGCUCCAAUUCAAGAGGCUAACCGGCACCGGCCCCGAGAUAGGCUGGGUCAGCCGGGAGCUGAGCAGCUUCAUCCCCUGUUGUGUGCAGUUGGGGAAUGCCGGUGCUUUCUGCGGUGCAGCGACCGGCCGGACUUUGGAUGUGUGCCUGGAGUUGGUACGCCCGAAGCACGCGUCACCGGAGGAGAUGCUGACGCUGGAUUGUGCGCUCUCGCUUCAAGAGGAGCUCAUGGAGGGUUUCGGCAAGCCAGAAUUCCAGCGGACACUGGCGCAGCUCGUUCGUGCGCAUCCGACAAAGGCCGGCGCUGAAUUCUUGAGGAAGCGCACAGAGCUCUUCCUCUCCGUGCAGAGCGUUGUUCUCCCGAGGUACGGCUUCGAGGGCUCGCCGAAGGCGCGCGCACCGCAAAGGAGAUCAGCUUUGGGGCAUGAAGCAGAUGAAGCCCCAUCGCUGCCUUUACAGGGCGUGGUUCAGAUGAUGGCGGCCUAUGAGCUUGCUCUCUUUGUCACUUCAAUGGGUCAUGCAGUCGUCCACAAGGAAGCAGUAGGGUGGCUCAUGAUUCAUCGUGUGGCUGCAUGUCGCUUGAAGCCAUCAGCGAUGCAAGAGGCCCAGGUUGCCAACGGCAGCGUGGUGGAGCCACUGCCCGAUGCAGCAUUCGUGUUGGAUGAUGGGGAGGACGUUGUGCUGAAGAAGGCGUCAGAGCUGGACAUCAUCGAUCGACUUGCCUUGGCAUGGGUCAGGUUCAUGGGCAGCAUGUCUGAUGCAAAGCUCGCGCAAGCGGCGCUCGUUGCAGCAGCCCUGAUACUGCCUCUGCUCGUGGCCUUGAUCCCGCUUUGGUUGCUACUGUUGCUGGAGAAGAAUGUUUUGAUGGUCGAGUCUCGCGGUCCACCUCGACACCAGUCAGGAGCUGGGAGCAGGGACCUGACCUUCAGUGUCGCAGAGGAGGGAGUAUCUCCAAUGCUCCUGAUGUACACCUUCGUCGCUGACUUUGCGGUGCCGAACACCCGGCCCUUCAGGAGCUUGCCCGAGCUGGUGCAAGAGAUGCCCACAGCGCUUCCUCAGCUUCCUCAGGCCAGUGCAGCGGCAUAA
Molecule: messenger RNA, 1569 nt
Organism: Symbiodinium necroappetens
Lineage: Eukaryota; Dinophyceae; Suessiales; Symbiodiniaceae
Source: the annotation of a GenBank genome assembly